AGCUGCAGCACAUGUCUGCUGUGCAGCGAGCGAGGACGUCUGCUGCCGCCUGAGAGAGCGACGAGAGGACGCAGGCAUGUCGGAGAGGACGCCGCCGGGCUCGGACCCGCCUCCCAAGUCGGGCCUCCGCAGCUGGAGUGCGGACAGUUACGUCUGGCGGGGGAAGAAGCGCUCCCGAAGCUCCCGCCCCGGGUCGAGUCCCGGGGGGGCGGCGGCGGCGGCAGACGGCCCGGAGGAUCCGGCCGCGCGGUCCACCUCCUGUCCGAGGCGGCGCCGGGACAGGAGGUGCAGCUGCGGCGCACUCGGGGACACGUCGGCGUCCGGCGACAGGGACUCGGCGUGUCGGAAGGCCCUGUCCCGGCGCUCUCUGCGGCAGAAGUUCCAGGACGCUGUGGGCCAGUGUUUCCCCCUGCGCCCCCACCACCACCACCACCACCAGCACCACGUCCCCCCGGGCUCCUCGCGACCCUUCUCCGUGCUCUUCUGGUCCAAGCGCAAAGUUCACGUCUCAGAGCUCAUGCAGGACAAGUGUCCCUUCUCGCCCAGAUCCGAGCUGGCCCGUUGUUGGCACCUUGUGAAAAGCCACGCCGCCCACCCAGGCGCCCUGAAGGACACGGAGGCCCCCCUCGGACCCAGCGCCUCUUCCUCCUCCGCCUCCCCGCAGCAGACCCCUCCGGCCUGGGAGGACAUCUGCUGCUCCCCCGGGCCCAGAGGCUCCAGCCUGGAGGACUGGGACCCCUCUUGUCCCCGCGGGGGGCCAGAGGGCGGCCACACCGACUACAUCCUGGUCCCGGAUCUCCUGCAGAUCAACAACAGCUGCUGCUACUGGGGCGUCCUGAACCGCUUCGAGGCGGAGGAGCUGCUGGAGGGCAAACCGGAGGGCACGUUCCUGCUGCGGGACUCCGCCCAGGACGAGUUCCUCUUCUCGGUCAGCUUCCGCCGCUACAGCCGCUCGCUGCACGCGCGCAUCGAGCAGAACGACCAGCGCUUCAGCUUCGACGUGCGCGACCCGUGCAUGUACCGGGACGCCAGCGUGACGGGCCUGCUGCGGCACUACAGCGACCCGGCCACCUGCCUCUUCUUCGAGCCGCUCCUCUCCCGGCCGCUGCCGAGGUCCUUCCCCUUCACCCUGCAGCACCUGUGCAGAGCCGUGAUCUGCAGCCGCACCACCUACCGGGGCGUGGACGACCUGCCGCUGCCUCCGCAGCUCAGGGACUACCUGCGACAGUACCACGUCAGGUGCGACGGGGCCUGCGCCGUGUGAGGGGGAAAGGUGGCGCGAUGGCUCGGCGAAGAGGCCUUUGCAGAACUCUGAGGUCCGAAAGGUGCAGCAGUGGAGACUUUGAGGUGUUUGAGGAGA
Molecule: messenger RNA, 1360 nt
Organism: Gasterosteus aculeatus aculeatus (three-spined stickleback)
Lineage: Eukaryota; Metazoa; Chordata; Actinopteri; Perciformes; Gasterosteidae
Product: suppressor of cytokine signaling 4
Biological process (GO): phosphatidylinositol phosphate biosynthetic process; intracellular signal transduction
Cellular component (GO): phosphatidylinositol 3-kinase complex
Molecular function (GO): 1-phosphatidylinositol-3-kinase regulator activity
Source: RefSeq, a predicted model, not a curated record